AUGACGCGGUCCACUGAGAGCAUGGAGCCCGAGAAAGCUCACACACAGAACAGCUUCUUCAUCAAGGCCGACGUGCCAGAUCAUGCACACUACGUGGUGGCAGCCUUCGUCCUGGUCAUCGGCACGCUGGGUGUCGCGGGCAACGCGCUUGUCAUGUUCGCCUUCUACAGCAACAAAAAGCUUCGCAGCUUGCCCAAUUACUUCAUCAUGAACCUGGCAGUCAGCGAUUUCCUCAUGGCCUUUACGCAGUCGCCUAUUUUCUUCAUCAACUGCCUUUACAAGGAAUGGGUGUUUGGCGAGAUGGGUUGCAAGAUGUAUGCGUUCUGUGGCGCAUUGUUCGGCAUCGCCUCCAUGAUAAAUCUGCUGGCCAUCUCCAUCGACCGCUACCUGGUGAUCACCAAGCCACUGCAGGCCAUCCACUGGAGCUCCAAGAGAAGGACCACUCUGGCUAUCGUCUCCGUCUGGUUGUACUCGCUGGCCUGGAGUCUGGCGCCUCUCGUCGGAUGGAGCUCUUACAUCCCUGAGGGCCUGAUGACAUCGUGCACUUGGGAUUAUGUCACAUACACGGCGGCCAACAGGAGCUAUACCAUGAUGCUCUGCUGCUUUGUUUUCUUCAUCCCACUCCUCAUCAUCUUCUACUGCUACGUCUUCAUGUUUCUGGCUGUCAGGAAAACCAGCAGGGAGGUGGAGCGACUAGGCACCCAAGUGAGGAAAUCCACAUUGAUCCAUCAGAAAUCUAUCAGGAGCGAAUGGAAGCUGGCCAAGAUCGCCUUUGUGGUUAUUGUUGUCUAUGUCCUCUCCUGGUCACCAUACGCCUGCGUCACGCUCAUUUCAUGGGCCGGGCAUGCAAACAUCUUGUCGCCAUACUCCAAAGCUGUUCCUGCCAUCAUAGCGAAGGCCUCCACUAUCUACAACCCUUUCAUCUACGCCAUCAUUCAUAAUAAGUAUAGGAUGACCCUGGCGGAGAAAUUUCCCUGCUUGUGGUUUCUGUCUCCCACCCCUCGAAAGGAGUGCAUCUCCUCCUCUUCCAUCAGUGAGUCCUCCUUCAGGGAUUCCAUCAUCAGUCGGCAGUCCACCGCGUCGAGAACUCAUUUCAUCAGCGCGUCCUCCAAACCCUCUGAUAUGGUUCCAAGGGAUGUGGAGAUGGAGCCUUUAGGCAGGAAGUCGGGUGAUUCCUUCAGGAGCAUGUCUUCCUAUCAUCAAUCCAGCAGAGGCAGUUCCUGUAGGAGAUCCUCGGAGCGCAAGACCCAUAAAGGGGAAAAGCAUCCAUCUACCAUGAAUGAGUCAUCUGGGAACUGUGACCAUGAACUGGUUUCUAGCACUCUUACCAGCGCCACUUUACCCCUGCUAGUUCUUACCAGGAGGCGUAGUCGAAGUCUGACCCACAGAGACUCGGACAGGGCAAGAGGCUCUCCCAACAGUUCACGGGGGUGCAAAAGCAACUCGGCCGACUCCCUGUGCAUCGAGCGAGUCGCAUCCGCGGAGCCGCCGCCGUCCCAGCAGCAGGGCAUCCCUCGCAUUGUCGUCAUCAGCCCCACAACUGAGAGCAGACUAGUCCAACAGGACAGCCUCUGCUUGGAGGAGGCCAUGGCAAACAACGUUUUGAUUAGUCUGAACUUCUCAUCAGAAGUGUUAGAGGCAGUGGAGUUGCUAUCCUGA
This is a messenger RNA of Nerophis lumbriciformis (worm pipefish), 1659 nucleotides long. The record is from RefSeq and is a predicted model, not a curated record. NCBI's taxonomy places the organism in Eukaryota, Metazoa, Chordata, Actinopteri, Syngnathiformes, Syngnathidae.